ACUUUGCCUUACAUAUUAUUCUUUUGUGAAAAUUUGAUUAUUAACAUGGAGAAAAGCAAAUCUCUUUUGGAGAAAUACGAAAUUCCUGUGGGUCAUCUGGAUUUCGCUUACGUGGAAAAGUGCGAAAAUGCACGUGAAAUGGAAAAAAUCGUCAAGAUACUGCGUUCCGGCGAAGAGGGCUACUUUCCGGAUCUGACUCGUUGUGCCGAAGAAAAACUAAAGCAGUUAAAGCCUGAAAGCAAAUUGUUUCGCUACGAGGAGGCAAUACGUAAUAGCAGUGUUCUGGAUAAGCAGGAACUAAAGCCGAUAUAUGAUUGGACUAAUGAUAUAAAGACCAAGGAUAUCGCUCUAAAUGAGCUAAAAGAAGAGGAAAAUGUAGUAUUAGAGGAUUUGCCGGCCAUGCGAAUUCCAAGUAAGAUUGAUAUUGACAAACAGGAAGAUGUUCCAAAGCCCAAAUCAGACUCAAAGCCGGAUGUGCAGUCAAAAGUGAAAUCAAACGAUCAGCGAAUUAAGUCAACGGAUUACAACAAAUGGGACAAGUAUGAUCCGGAUGAAGAAAUUCUACGCAUGGAUCUGGAAGAGGAACGUACCAAGGAGCAGGCACAAAUCAAGACCCGUCAAGUGAAAACAACUCCAAAAGAAGAACAUAUUAAAAUCUGUGAGCAAUCUGCUGAGGAGCAGCGUCUUCAGUGCCAACUAAAGAAACUUAGUCAACUAGAGCGGGAACAGUAUGGUGAAAAGUAUCGUCUUCGAGGCAAUGAGUACUUUAAUGCCAAGGAGUAUAAUAAUGCCAUAAAUGAAUAUACUCGCUCUAUAGUUUACAAUCCGGAGCAUGCUGCCCGUUCCUAUAACAAUCGUGCCUUAUGUCAUAUAAAGCUACAGAAUUAUAUCGCGGCUAUAGAUGAUUGUGAUGAGUGUCUGAAACUGGAACCGGACAAUUUGAAAGCUCUACUUCGUUUGGCCGAUGCCAAUUAUUCUCAAGGACGACGUCGUGAGUCCUAUGGCGUUUAUCAACGUGUGCUGGAAAUUGAUUCCAAUAAUACUACUGCACUUAAGUCGUUGGAACAGCUACGUUCACAGCUGGGAGAGCUCGCUCCUGCUCAUGCCACACGCAUGGUCAUUGAGGAGCUGCAGUCGGAGAAGCCAGCCGACAAGAAAACUCUAAAGGAAAAGCCAAAGGCAGUUGUAAAAGCCGUCCAACCAGUGAAACCUAAGGAAUAUGAUCUGGCCGAGUUGGUAAAACCGAACCGUGUGGUUAAAAGUAAAAUAGUAAGCGCUGCUGAAGCUCUGGGUGGUCAACUAAAGGGAAGUCAUCCCACUGGUAACCCACAGAAGAAGCAGCUGCCUCUCAUGAUGCAGGAGAUGUCCUCGCCACAGCCAGCUCUGCGUCUGCCACACACCAACAACAAUAAAUCUGGCAACAACAAGCUGCUCAUUCAAGAAAUAUAAUUAACUAGAUGUUUGUCAAGAAAUACAAGUAUUAUUAAAAGACUUUAUUAUUGUUUA
This is a messenger RNA of Drosophila innubila, 1506 nucleotides long. RefSeq names its product sperm-associated antigen 1 (gene Spag1). The record is from RefSeq and is a predicted model, not a curated record. Gene Ontology annotation, cellular component: mitochondrion; cytosol. Gene Ontology annotation, molecular function: heat shock protein binding. The annotation marks the transcript as partial. The transcript has 5 exons. NCBI's taxonomy places the organism in Eukaryota, Metazoa, Arthropoda, Insecta, Diptera, Drosophilidae.